AUGUUGUGCUCUGCCGAGAUUUGAUUUGAUUUUUUUUUUUUGUCCGCGAUCUUGGCUUAAAUAACACCAUUUCGACCACGUUACCUGACGCUUGGUGUGUUUCCCCCCCCCCCCCCCCCCCCCCCCUGUUGCUAAAUAACUUGGAGAAGUUCGAGCUUCAAACACCGAGGCAGCGACGCGAAAAGUUCAAAUGGGGUGGGGGUUUAAAAGAAGACGGAGGGGGGGUCUGAAAGUGUAAACAAAUCUGAUCAGAACUGUUGCACACAGGCGCAUCCAACCCCGUUUUUUCUCGGCAAUCUGCGUUUUACUCUUCGUCUGUUUUACAUGAGCGGACUUUUUCUACAGAUACGUUUCGAUUCCAAACUUUGGGCGACAUGGACGCGCACCGCGGCGCGCCUCCGGCGGGGCAGCAGGUCGUGCACGUCCGCGGGGACUCCAAGACGGAGCUGGAGGCCCUCUUCAACGCGGUGAUGAACCCCAGCAAGGCGACCAGGCAGCCCCCGUCCGUGCCCAUGAGGAUGAGGAAGUUUCCGGACUCUUUCUUCAAGCCGCCGGAGCCCAGGGGCCACUCCAGACAAGCCAGUUCAGACGGAGGCUUGUGCGGCUCCCUCGCCCCUCAUCACGUCCGCGCUCAUUCCUCCCCGGCCUCCCUCCCAGUCAACUCCCUCUCUGCUCAAGCAGAUGCAGAUGCAGCGGCCACACCAAUCAUACCCGAUGAUGUGCCACUCCCCGACGGUUGGGAGAUGGCCAAGACGUCCACUGGCCAACGGUACUUCAUCAACCACGUGCACAGGACGACCACAUGGCAGGACCCCCGCCUCUCGCAGCUUCAGUCGGCUGCAGCCCAGCAUCAGAUCGCCUGCACCCCGAGCCACGCCCACUCCUUCAGCAACCCAGCUCCCACUACGCAACCAAAAAAUAUUGUUCCUGAGACAGGUCCACUGCCUGAAGGCUGGGAGCAGGCUGUGACUACAGAUGGAGAGAUGUACUACAUUGAUCACAUAAAUCAGGCCACCACAUGGGACGACCCGCGUCUAGCCCCGAAGGUGAACCCGGCCAUCCUCAGUUUGGCAAUGCAGCAAAGACUUGAAAAGCUCAGACUGAAGCAGGGCAUCCCUCCACAAUUUGCCCCACAGUUAAAUGAAACUAAGCAUACACGCAUCCAGGUGCAGGAGGCGGGAGGGAGCAACCAGAUGCCCGGCGGGAUGGACCAUGACAGAAGCGCACAGAUGCUUGUCCCGUCAGUGGAUAUCAGGAUCAGGGCCCUAAACCAAGAGCCUAACCUUAAUGGGGCUCACUCUCGCAACGAAAGCACUGACAGUGGUCUGAGUGUCAGCAGCUUAUCACGCACGUCGGACCACAUGUUGAGCUCUGUGGAUCACAUGGACACUGGUGACUCAAGUGAGCCUCCCUCAAUGGGCCUGCAAGAGUCGAUGCCCGUGCUGCCGAUAAAUGAGGACCUGAUGCCCGGCAUCCCCGACAGUUUGACUUCAGACAUGUUGAUGGAAAUGGACACAGUUCUCUCCGGGCCGCACAUGGACAGGGACAGCCUACUCACCUGGCUAUAGACGCAAGCAGCCGCCAUCAGUUUUGAGUGUGGUUUGAAAUCAAGCUUUAGUAGCAUGACUGAGAAUUCUGGAAAAUUUGAGUCGGAUUUAAAAGUGGUGCAGAACAGCUACUAGGAGAGAAUAUGCUACAGAUAUGUGAUGGAUAUCUACUUACAGAAUUCACUUCCUGGCCUUUGUUAAAAAAACAAAAAAAACAAAUGACUCUCACAAAAGCUGGAGGUUUUCUCUUUUUGGGUCUGGUUUUUGCAAAUGCUCCUCUUCUUUUCAUCCUGGUCCUCCAUCCAAAGUCACACUUGGGAUUGCCACGAAACAGGUUUGAACACAAAAACCUGUUAAAAUAGCAUUAAUGUAACAUAAAGAUUUUAUUUAACAAAAUAAUAAAACAUUUUAAAAAAAGGUUUAAAGCUCCUAAAUUAUCCAAGUGACUUGUGAAAGUUAAAAGCAGCAUCUCAUGCUACUACCUCUGAGCAACUUGUGAUUUUAUUACAUGUUAAAACUCUGAGUUGUAUUUUAAAACCAACUUUUAACAACGUUUUUGGCGUAAAGUGAGCAAAGAAUCAAAGGAUUUUUUUUAGGUAAAAACUAGGAUAGUUUCGAAAUCUCUGGGCAUCUCUUCUUAAAACGGAGGGAAUGGUGCCCUCUUGUGGCGAGUCAGAAAAUAACAUUUCCUCCCUAAACCUACAUCAGUUGCGCAAGUUUAAAAAUAAGUAAAAGAUUCUCAGGAUCUGUCUGCCUGAGUCAAUAAAUCCAGCCGACUCGAAAGCAUACUGCCAAUGUAUUAGUUUUGAACAUUAAAUAUGUACUUUUAAAACUUUGAGACUUCAAUAUAUAAGCGAAUGAGCACAUGAUCAGGGUGAGCUCCAACAUAAUGCAGGAUUUCCACAGAAAACUGUAAGGACGAUUCAUCAGUUUUUUGUUUUGUGUUUGUUUUUGAUUCUUAGAUUUUCUUUUGUCAAUAAUGAUUU
Messenger RNA from Xiphophorus couchianus (Monterrey platyfish), 2533 nucleotides. RefSeq names its product transcriptional coactivator YAP1-like. Gene Ontology annotation, biological process: positive regulation of transcription by RNA polymerase II; hippo signaling. Lineage: Eukaryota; Metazoa; Chordata; Actinopteri; Cyprinodontiformes; Poeciliidae. Gene Ontology annotation, molecular function: transcription coactivator activity; protein binding. Gene Ontology annotation, cellular component: nucleus; cytoplasm. The record is from RefSeq and is a predicted model, not a curated record. The transcript has 8 exons. The coding region runs from base 375 to 1568 and encodes 397 amino acids.